CUAUUUUGCCUUAAUAUGUAAAAUUCAACCAGAUAUGGAAGAUGCACACACAAUGAUACUAAGUAUUGAUGGAGAGAACGAUUCUUUCUUUGCAGUUUAUGAUGGACAUGGAGGAGCAAAGGUAGCACGAUAUGCUGGAGAGCACCUGCAUCGAAAGCUCACCAACCAACCAACAUACAAGACUGGAAACAUCCACUUAGCAAUCAAGGAAUCAUUCUUAAACUUAGAUGAAGAUAUGCUAAAAGAUGAAACAAUGAAAGAUGAACCAGCUGGUACAACAGCUCUAGUCGCUGUGUUGAAAAAUAAUAAAGUUUAUUGUGGAAAUGUAGGUGAUUCGCGUUGCGUGAUGAGUAUCUGUGGUCAUGCGAAGCCUCUGUCGUUUGACCACAAACCGGGCAAUGAGAACGAGAGUAGGAGAAUAAUCGCAGCUGGUGGAUGGGUAGAAUUUGAUAGAGUAAAUGGAAACCUUGCAUUAUCAAGAGCAUUAGGAGAUUUUGUCUUCAAAAGGAAUACGAGGAAACCGCCAGAGGAACAGAUAGUGACGGCCUUACCCGAUGUAACCGAAACAGAAAUCAAUUCUGAUUGCGAGUUCUUAUUAUUAGCAUGUGAUGGUAUCUGGGAUGUGCUCACUAAUCAGGAAGUAGUGGACUUUGUACGAACCAGGAUAGCAAACAAAAUGGAUGAAGGACAGAUAUGCGAAGAAUUAAUGAACAGAUGUCUGGCUCCGGAUUGCUCGAUGGGCGGGCUUGGCUGCGAUAACAUGACCGUGGUCCUGGUUAGCUUGCUUCAAGGAAAAUCAUACGAUGAACUCAGUGCCAAGUGCGCGAAACCAAAGUCAGACAAGUGUCCGUUUGAGAUGGAGUAAACGCUUCAGGAGCAGCUGCGGGGAGGAGGUUCCGGUCGGUGCAUUAAUCUCAAAGUGGACGCUGCGUGAACGGUACCGGAGCCAAUUACAUGGACAGGACAGUAUAGGACGGCUUGUUACCUACUGUGAGAAGAACCGCUGACUCUGUUCCACCUGGGGCCUGUUUCAUGAAGCUUCUUAUCGGUGAUUUUCACUGACGUAUCUACUCUUGGCCAAUCAGAUGGAAGGAAUUCAGUAGCUUGUAACAAAUAGUGAAGAUCACUGAGUAUUUGUUUCGUGGAAGACUUCCCUGUUCUGCAAAGGAAACUAGUCUGUCUUCGUAAGCUUAGGGUGUGGGGGGGGGGGGUGGGUUGGUAGAACAUUUGACAUUAUCCAUUUUGACAGCAUAGUACAUGUUAUUGUUUUUCCAUGAUCACGACAGAUAUCACAAAAUUCUUUAUAUAUUAUUUUGUUGUAUAUAGUGAUAUUGUUGGAGAAAACAACACUAUCUCUCUGUUAUAAUCUUUUUUUUUGUUUAGUUUUGUUUGAAGGGAGAUAUAUCUUUUUUUGUUUUCACUCCAAACAUGACUUCUUGACCUCGUGAUCCUCCCAGAAUGCAUUGAUAAUUGUUCUACUUCCUCUACAUCAUUUCAUAUUGAUCAGAUGCACGUCCAGCAUGCCUUUUCUGCUUCUUACAACACCGAUUUUAUUAGGUAUGCCUCAGAUGUUAUGAUCGAUUAAUAAUUAUAGGCAUUCAUAUAGCGCAUCUAUCUAGAAAUAUUAUAUUCCGAGGCGCAAUGUUAUUAUUACCCCAGCUUUAGCUCAAGCUGCCUUUCAGCGCUCAUGCAUUCACGGAAUUAAUCCUGCCGAGUACCCAUUCACCUCACCUGGGUUGAGUGCAGCACAAUGUGGAUAAAUUUCUUGCUGAAGGUUUUUACGCCAUGGCUGGGAUUCGAACCCACAACCCUCUUUUUCAAAGUCAGAAGAAUAAUCCACUGGGCGAACAAUGCUCCAUUAGAUAGCUUAGAUUGCUUCCUCCCUCCCCUUCAAGAUCUGGGUCCUAUAACACAAAAGUUAGCGAUUAGUGCUCACGAUUAAUUGUACAUUGUAGUGAAUGCAAUCAAUUGUAGAAAGAUGUUAUACGGUCAUUGCUAAGCUUCCAAUUCAUCUAAUUGCCAACUCGUCUACUAUCAUUUGGUCUACCAUCAGUUCGUCCACUCACCACAUGGUCUACUUUCAUUUAGUCUAAUGCCAUUCCGUCUAAUAACCAGUUAGUCCAAUAGUCAUUUAGUCCAUAUACCAUCUGGUCUAAUUAAACUAAAGUGGUAAUUGUGCAAAAUGAAGGAAAAGAAAAUGGGUAUUAGACAAACUGGUUAUUAGAUGAAAUGGUAAUAGACAAACUGGUGAUUAGACGAAGUGUUGAUUGGACCAAAUGGUUAUUGGACCAAAUGGUUGUUAGACGAAAUGUUGAUGGACGGAAUGGCAUUAUAAUAAAUGAAGGUAGACCAUGUGGUGAGUGGACGAGUUGACAGUGGCUCAGUCGGUAAAGCGUCUCGUCUGCCUGUCAAACCAAAGAUCAUGGGGUAGAGUCCACUCCAGGCAGAUGACUGAAGCCAGUGCGUUGUGUGUAAACGUCUCUCCCCUGUUGCAUAAAUUCUUGCUAUGUUACAGUGGAAAACACUCCAUCCCUCGCAUAGGACAUUAAAUGGAGGCCCGGUGUAGAGGAGAGUCACCACCUUGGCACGUUAGGAACCCACUGCACUGUUCGUAUAAGAGUAGGGGGAAACCCCGGUGUAGUAGUCCACCCGCACUUCCCCAAUCAGUUAUAUCGGGAGGAGAGACCUGCGGGUCACAGUGAUUCAGUUCGCUUCUCGCCUCCCUGGCACAGGUGACGCCAAACAAAUAAUAAUAAUAUACUUGAGGUUGAUUAUAUUGAAUUGAAUUCAUUUAUUUUCCAUUAAAAACAUGCAAAAUCAAGAAUAUACUUGUAAACAUUGAAAAGUAUAAAAAAUAGACAUACAAAUGACUUAUCAUACUUAAAAAAUAAAUGGAAAAAUACUUUGUUUUAUAUAUACAUAUUAGGAAAAUUGGAUGGAAGCCGUAUGCUUUUAGGGUUGGGUCACCCAGGGGCGUUGAUGUGUAUAUCACUCGUACAUGUUACUCUUUUUAUGACGGGGCGCUGAUGUGUUAUCAGAACAGCACUAUAUUCGAGGUUUCGGAUGUUUUUAUUUAGUCCUUGCUUUAUAUUCAUCUUCAGUGAGUUCAUAUGUCUACACCUUCUUUUCAUUUGGAGGUUUCAGAUAUUGCUAAUCGGCCCUUGCUUGUACAAUAUCUUCAGUGCAUUCACAUACUUGAAUUUCAUCCUGUGUAUUGUGUUUUGAGUAUUUGACGUUGAAUAUCAUUUACAUAAUUAUUUCUUAGUGUGGCAUUAUACCCGUGAAGUAUGACAUAUGAUUUUGACUACUAUUAAGCACACGCAAACAGAUCUUUAUUUACUUGGUUGUUUUCUAUGAGCGUAGAUAUAUUUUAUACUACAAAUAAUCUACUGAAUUUUUGAAACUCAGAAUUGUUUUUUUCUUGUCCUGAUUUUAAGCGGACUUUUUCCUGUUGAAUUUAUUCAUGAGGUUAUUAACUCACUACGUUAUGAUGACCAGGGAUCUGUUUCAUAUUUAAAAAAUGAGCAAUUUCCAUAGCAUGUCUACAAUCAGCCAAUCAAAUUGAAGGAUUUCAGUAGCUUUAAACUGCUAUUGCAAGUUUGGUGUUAUAACAAGUUUUAUGAAACAGGUUCCUGAUGUAGGGUGCACUUAAAACUUUGAAUAAAGGAUUAAAGGAUCAUGCAUUGAAAAAAAAUAUUGCUUUGAUACGAUGAA
This is a messenger RNA of Lytechinus pictus (painted urchin), 3714 nucleotides long. RefSeq names its product probable protein phosphatase 2C T23F11.1. NCBI's taxonomy places the organism in Eukaryota, Metazoa, Echinodermata, Echinoidea, Temnopleuroida, Toxopneustidae. The record is from RefSeq and is a predicted model, not a curated record. The transcript is spliced from 7 exons. Gene Ontology annotation, molecular function: cation binding; protein serine/threonine phosphatase activity. The coding region runs from base 35 to 865 and encodes 276 amino acids. Gene Ontology annotation, biological process: protein dephosphorylation.